Messenger RNA from Stegastes partitus (bicolor damselfish), 2484 nucleotides. RefSeq names its product MAP7 domain containing 2a (gene map7d2a). Gene Ontology annotation, cellular component: microtubule cytoskeleton. The transcript has 14 exons. Bases 1 to 2484 code for a protein of 827 amino acids. Gene Ontology annotation, biological process: microtubule cytoskeleton organization. Lineage: Eukaryota; Metazoa; Chordata; Actinopteri; Pomacentridae. The record is from RefSeq and is a predicted model, not a curated record.
AUGGUGAUUCCAGCUCCAUCCAACUCAGAGAAGAAGCCACACAUGAAUGGACAUGCAUCCCCGUCACACUUAGCAGCUAACGUCAGCAACAACCAUGGAGUUCUGGAGGGUUACAUGAAGACAGAUGACAGGAUGCGUUUAGCCAAAGAGAGACGUGAAGAGAGGGAGAGAAGCCUGGCGGCCAGGGAGCAGCUGAUCAGAGAGAAGGAGCGCCGAGCUCGGCUGCAGUACGAACGCACAGUGGAGGAACGCUGGAGGCGGCUGGAGGAGCAGCGGCAGAAAGAGGAGCAACGCAGAGCUGCAGUGGAGGAGAAGAGGAGGCAGCAGCUCGAGGAGGAGAGGGAGCGGCUCGAGGCCCUGAUGAAACGUUCUCUGGAGCGAAGCCUUCAGCUGGAGCAGAGGACAAAACGCUGGAGCAGGGGCUGCCCUACAGGAGCAGCUCCCUGCAGCCCUCACAGGUCACCUUUCUGCAGUUCGCUGAACCCUGCAGAUCACAGCAGAGCUGGACUUCACGGAGGCUCUCAGUCUACUCCCAAUACCCCCAAGAAAGAGCGACUACGCAGAGAAAGAAGAACCGCAUCCCCAGGUUGUGGAUCCCCUGUGAGAAGAUCUGAAUCUCCUGCCAGUGUCAACAAGCACUUGGCUUCCCCUACUACCUCCAAGCUGGUGUCUCGGAUGCGUGCCCAGUCUCCCAGCAGUGCACAUCAGUACCAUUACUCUCCAACGAGACAACGCCCAAACCUGACAAGUGAUGACAGGAAAUCGGAGGAAAAGAAACCCGAGAAAAAUUCCGAACUAUCCAAAACGGAGACGGCUGUGAAAAAGAAUCCUGACGUCAGCAGCACAAAUUCAUCUUCACAAGCUGAUAAGAAUGUAGUCAACAUUGACAUAACUAAAAGCCAACCUUCUAAAGGUGAACACAUUGACAAGCAUCUUAAGGUGGAAGGAACUGAAAGAAAUCAGUCUCCUGACAGAAAGAACCAAAUGUCUCCCAAAGUGGAUUCGUCAGAGAAAAAGGUGCAGAACAACGUUCAGGAUGGAGACAAGAAAAAAGAAUCAGCGGCGUGCACGUUGGCAGGGAAGGCGGCAGCUGGCACAACGAAUGCAGAGGAGGCUACCAGGUUGCUGGCAGAGCGAAGGCGUCAGGCUCGUGCUCAGAAGGAGAUAGAGGAGAAAAAACGGGAACAAGAGGAGGAAGAAAGAUUGAGGGAUGAGCAGCUGAAGAAACAACUGGUGCAGGAGCAGCGACAACAGGAGGCGAAGGCUCAACAAGUAAAGGAAAGAGAGAAAAAUGAGGAAGAUAAUAACAGGCUGAAGGAAGAAGAAGAAGACAAACAAAAGAAGGAACAGCAGGAGAAGGAGCUACAGACCCAGAUGGACAGAGAGAAAGAAAAAGCCAAAGUCCAGGCUCAAGAGGAUGCAGAGCGUCAGCGGCAAGACAGAGAACUGCAGGCGCAACAAGAAGAGGAGGAGAGGCAGCUCAGGAAAAAGAGAAUUGAGGAGAUCAUGAAGAGAACUAGGAAGGGUGAAGCUGACUUGAAGAAGGAGGAGCAGGCGGAGGCGAAGUCUGCAGGGGAUGUAAAGACUGUUCAAACUACUGCUCAGGUGAGCGAGCAGGCAGUCAAAAAGGUUGAGUUUCAGGUUAAACAGCAGGUCCAGGUCAAAACAAAAGAGGCCGUGAAGAAAGAAGCAGCAUCGCCGAUGGACAAUCAGAAGAGCGCGCAAGUUAAAAACAACACCCAUCUUGCGGCACCGACACACAAUGUUCCCGACAAGAGACCCGACGCCAAACAGAGCAGCGAAGAGCAAAGCAGCCACCUUAACAAAGACGCCAAAGCUUGCGUUCUCAAGCAGCAGGGAAAAGAGACGGAAGUGAAUGUAAACAAGCAGCACACAAAUGUGAAAGUCACAGACCAAACAAAUAAAGGGCCGACGAAGCCGGCAGCAGAUGCCAAAGUUAACCAAAGGGAGGGAAGCAUGAUGAACGGAGCGGUGAAGGGUGAAGGAAGUGCCUUGGUGAGCAGUCAUCGAACUGCUGAAGUGAGCAAACAGAAAAGCCUGGAUGUGACAUCAGCUGAGGGAAAGGCUCAAGGAGGGUCCCGGGUGGAAGUUGUUAGACCCCCUGUGACGCCCCUACCAGUGGGAUCACUACCAAUCAUCAAGCUGGAGCCUCUAGAUGUGAAGCGAACAGGGUCUGGUGAUGAGGUGCAGUCGAUGGAGGUCAGCCCAGCUUCAAGGGAAGAGCUCAUUUCAAUCCCAGAGUUCUCACCCAUCAACGAAAUGCAGCACAGUGGCAUGAGUAACACUCGAGCUCUGGAAGAUCUCAUAGACCUGACUGGAAGUGCCACCUACCCCAAACUGUCCUCUGAUAGCAACAUAGGAGACUGCAACAAGAACCUCAUCGAGGGCGUUGUUAGUCCCAUGUCAGACUCAAAGCUCAUUGGGGUGUCGCCUCCAUCCUCCAAUAAACUUAGCGUCCAGUAG